CGAAACACCCGCAUCUCUAUCUGUUAUAAGCCGAUCUCUCACAAAUCUCAUUUUCGAACCAGAUCCUUUCAGUAAUUUCUCUCUUAUAUAUAAGAAUUCAAAUAAAACCUAUAUAAACAGCUCUUUUCAAACAUUUCUCUCUUUCUUCUCUCAAAAUUCCCUCCAUUUUGUAGCUUUAUUGUUCGUUAUUUCAUAAUUUUUUUAAUGAAAAAUAAUGAAUUUGUUCAAAUUUGUAUCAAACGGUGAUCUGUUUUUGUUUUUUGUGAUUUCAUUCAUUUCCUUCUAAGUUUCGUGUUUACCCUUUGAAAACUUCAUAUUUUGUUUUAGGGUUCAGUUUUAUUAGACUUGUGUGAAUUUCGAUCUGCUUUUUUCCCUCGGUGUUUCUAAGAGGAAGCCCAUAGUCUUUUUGGAGGAUUUUUUUUUUGGGUGAGGAACAAAAAAGCGAUGGCAGAACAAGGUGGCUUGGAAGGGAGCCAACCAGUGGAUCUUUCCAAGCACCCAUCUGGCAUUGUUCCCACUCUUCAGAACAUUGUAUCAACUGUGAACUUAGAAUGCAAGUUGGAUCUUAAGCAAAUUGCACUUCAAGCUCGAAAUGCAGAAUAUAAUCCUAAGCGUUUUGCUGCUGUCAUUAUGAGAAUCAGGGAGCCAAAAACUACAGCUUUGAUUUUUGCCUCUGGAAAGAUGGUUUGCACUGGUGCUAAAAGUGAACAGCAAUCUAAACUGGCUGCAAGGAAGUAUGCCCGGAUUAUCCAAAAGCUUGGUUUUCCUGCUAAGUUUAAGCAGGACUUCAAAAUUCAGAACAUUGUUGGGUCCUGUGAUGUCAAAUUUCCCAUCAGACUUGAAGGUCUUGCAUACUCCCAUGGUGCCUUUUCAAGUUAUGAACCUGAACUCUUUCCAGGCCUCAUCUAUCGUAUGAAACAACCGAAGAUUGUGCUUCUCAUUUUCGUGUCAGGGAAGAUUGUGAUCACUGGAGCCAAGGUUAGAGAUGAAACAUACACAGCCUUUGAGAAUAUAUAUCCAGUCCUUACAGAAUUUCGGAAGAACCAACAAUGAUAUACCUUCGGAUGGGACUUUGAUUUGAUUUGGUUAUCAGCCAUGGUGCAUGGAGUUGGAUUCGUAAGUGUAAAUAUAUAAAGAAUGGGGAGGCUGCUUAAAUGGAUGGUAAUAGCCUUCAUCUAAGCAGUAAUGUAGGACAUUUUGGUUUUAGUGAUUAAAAUUUUGAUCCUUUAUCUUAGUCUUAGGAAACUUUGGGUACCUUGUAUAUGCUAUAAUGUAUAAUUGUUAACAUAUUGCAAUUUUGGAUAUUAUAUUAACCAAGUUAAAA
Messenger RNA from Gossypium arboreum, 1324 nucleotides. Its product is annotated as TATA-box-binding protein-like. Bases 445 to 1053 code for a protein of 202 amino acids. The record is from RefSeq and is a predicted model, not a curated record. Gene Ontology annotation, molecular function: DNA binding; RNA polymerase II general transcription initiation factor activity. Lineage: Eukaryota; Viridiplantae; Streptophyta; Magnoliopsida; Malvales; Malvaceae. Gene Ontology annotation, biological process: DNA-templated transcription initiation. The transcript is spliced from 9 exons.